Messenger RNA from Polypterus senegalus (gray bichir), 1692 nucleotides. RefSeq names its product prostaglandin E2 receptor EP1 subtype-like. Gene Ontology annotation, molecular function: thromboxane receptor activity; prostaglandin E receptor activity. The coding region runs from base 1 to 963 and encodes 320 amino acids. Gene Ontology annotation, cellular component: plasma membrane. Lineage: Eukaryota; Metazoa; Chordata; Cladistia; Polypteriformes; Polypteridae. Gene Ontology annotation, biological process: adenylate cyclase-activating G protein-coupled receptor signaling pathway; positive regulation of cytosolic calcium ion concentration; inflammatory response. The record is from RefSeq and is a predicted model, not a curated record. The transcript has 2 exons.
AUGCCAAUCUUCACUAUGACACUGGGCGCCUUAUCCAACAUCAUUGGCCUGGGCAUCCUGGUCAAGUCGCACACUCGAUUCCGGCAGCGCUCAAAGGCGGCCUUUCUCCUGCUGGCCAGCAGCCUGCUCUUCAUAGACUUUGCCGGCCAUGUCAUUCCGGGGGCUUUUGCUCUUCGUCUCUAUGCUGCCAACAUGCGAUGGGAUGACAUUGAUCGUUCAGGCACCUUGUGCCAACUCUUUGGUGCCUGCAUGGUGUUUUUUGGACUCUGCCCGCUGUUCCUCAGUGGUGCCAUGGCCCUGGAGCGUUGCAUUGGAGUCACCAGGCCCCUGCUGCACUCCAGAGAAGUCACCUCCAGCCGCGCCAAGCUCGCCGUGGCCCUGAUGUGCUGCAUGGCCUUCCUGAUUGCCAUUUUGCCACUGCUGAAGGUGGGCAGGUACACCAGGCAGUUCCCAGACACCUGGUGCUUCGUGAAGAUCCACGGGCAGCUGUCAGCGGUGGAAUUCGGCCUCUCAGUCUCUUUCUCCAUGCUGGGCUUAGUCUCGCUGGCCUUGUCGCUCCUCUGCAACUGCCUCAGCGGCUUGGCGCUGCUGAAGGCCAGGCUAAGUAGGCACCGGCCCGGCAACUCCUGCCAACAUAACCUGCAUUCCCACGACAUCGAGAUGAUAGCGCAGCUGCUGGGAAUCAUGCUGGUGUCCUGCGUCUGCUGGAGCCCCUUUCUGGUCUUCAUUGUCCUGUCUGUCAGCCGGUCCUUCCACGGCUCAGAACACGACGUGCAGCACUACCAAUACCUGCUAUUCUUGGGGGUGCGUUUGGCCUCGUGGAAUCAAAUCCUGGACCCGUGGGUCUACAUACUCCUACGCCGCGCCGUCCUCAGGAGGCUCUGCCGACCCUGCCAACCCCAGCGUGCUUUCAGACUAACAUCCUCUCAAGUUUUGAGCAGAGUCACCAACGACAAGUCCUAGCAGCACCCUGACUGCAUGUGCAAGGACCCUGGCAGCUGAGCAACUGAACGGACGGAGCCCACCGUCACCUUCCAUGUUAAAGCAGCACCCACUGAGAGGCUCAAGGGGGACUAGACAAGGCAGCAUGGCAGACACGUGGACUUCAGAGACAGACAGCGAUGGGUCAAGAGGAGCCAAGGGAGCCGCCUACAGACCCGAGUCAACCAGGCCACUCUUUGCAGUGCAGCCACAGAAAGUGAUGCCGCCUUGCCCACCUGUAGGAGGCUCCGACUGCUCAGCUGUGAAACACGACCGUGUAGGCACUGUAGUCAGGAUUCAAGAAUAUGAAGACCCCAGGCUCAUGUCUCUUCAGCCCCACUGGGUGGCAACACGAAACAAACAAAACAAUUAAAUUACCUAACUGCUCCUGCUCUGCCCACACUGGGACCCGCUGCCAUUCUUAAACAGAAGAGCACACCGGAAAGACCGCUAACAGCCAGCCACUUCACAAUUCAUGACCUGCGCCUCCACUUGGCCUGCACGUCUCUGCCACUUUGCAGACGUCUCCCUUGGUCCUUCUAGGCCGUCUGCUGCAUAAUAAAAUCAGGUCUGGACAGACACCCUGUGCCAGGACAGGCGGCCUUUCUUGACUUUGUGACAACGCUGCCCUGCAGAGUAAAAAUGGCAUUUGGGCCUGGGGGUCCCACAUGGCAAGGGCAACCAUGAACAAUGCAGACAUGAUGCUUACAA